Molecule: messenger RNA, 1933 nt
Organism: Miniopterus natalensis
Lineage: Eukaryota; Metazoa; Chordata; Mammalia; Chiroptera; Miniopteridae
Product: keratin, type I cuticular Ha7-like
Biological process (GO): epithelial cell differentiation; intermediate filament organization
Cellular component (GO): cytoskeleton
Molecular function (GO): structural molecule activity
Source: RefSeq, a predicted model, not a curated record
UCUCUUCUAUUUAAAAAAUAUUUUUAGCACUCCUCUUAGUGCCUUUAUCGUAUCAAGGCCAUUCACUUUCUUCUCUCUAUUAAAAUUAACCACUGCUCCCUCCAAGCAGCCGAGCAGUGUCCACCCUGGGCACUCCAUACAUAUCUGCUGAAACAAGCUAAUGGAGAUUUUUCUUUCUUCAGUGUGCUUGACUGACUAAUAUGUUAGGCUUUGCCAUGAUGCAAACAUUCCACGGUAGGAAAAGACUACAGGAGUGACAGAUUUUGAGGACAUUUUAGGAGUCUCUGGGUCUUGAUUAUUUCACAGAUACAAGAUGACAGCAGGGAAAGAAUUCUUAGCCCCAUGAAGAGGCCUUUCCCCUGUUUUCUAGGACUCUGCACUGAUGAGAAGCACCCUGUGUGGGUUAGGCCUCUUUCAUGAACUCAUUAACUCUUUAUAGGAGACAAAAUCACUGACUAACUGAGUGAUCGUAUAACAUUUGACAUAAAUAUUAAUGAGCAAAAUGCCAGUUUUCUUGCACCAACUCCCACUACGGGCUUAUAUAAGAUCUAGAGAAGGAAGGUUUUAGGUUCAAACAAAUGCAACCGUGGACAAAGCAGGAGUCUAGCCUUUGAGCACCAUGACUUCCGACCACUGUGGUUCUCCCCUCAGUGGGCAGGUUUCAGAGGCCAAGGCUGCCUCCCUGGGCCUCUCAGCCACCUUGGCACAUGCCAACCGAGUUCGUGUGGGGUCGACCCCUCUGGGCAGACCCAACCUCUGCCUACCCCACAGCUGCCACACUGCUUGCCCCUUGCCAGGGACCCGCAACAUUCCUGGCAACAUUGGAAGCUGUGGGGCCUAUGGGGAAGGCACCCUGAAUGGCCACGAGAAGGUGACCAUGCAGUUCCUGAACGACCGCCUGGCCAACUACCUGGAGAAGGUGCGGCAGCUGGAGCGGGAGAAUGCGGAGCUGGAGACCAAGAUCCGAGAGUGGAGCAAAUGCCGUGACACCACCAUGUGCCUCAACUACCAGUGCCACUUCCCGACCAUUGAGGAGCUCCAGCAGAAGAUUCUGUGCAUCAAAUCUGAGAACAACAGGCUGGUCAUUCAGCUCGACAAUGCCAAGCUGGCUGCAGAUGACUUCAGGACCAAGUACCAGAUGGAGCACUCACUCCACCAGCUGGUGGAAGCUGACGUCUGUGGCCUGCGCAGGGCACUGGAUGACCUCACACUCGCCAAGUGUGACCUGGAGGCCCAGGUGGAGUCCCUGAAGGAGGAGCUGCUCUGCCUCAAGAAGAACCAUGAGCAGGAAGUCCACACUCUGACAUGCCAGUUGGGGGACAGGCUCCGCAUUGAGCUGGACACUGAGCCCACCGUGGACCUGAGCAGGGUGCUGGAGGAGAUGCGGUGCCAGUACGAGGCCAUGGUGGAGACCAACCGCCGUGAUGUGGAGCAGUGGUUUGAAGCUCAGUCUGAAGGCAUCAGCCUGCAAGCCACAUCCUGCUCUGAGGAGCUGCAGUGCUGUCAGUCGGAGAUCCUGGAGCUGAGACGCACGGUGAAUGCCCUGGAGGUGGAGCUUCAGGCUCAGCACAACCUGAAAGACUGUCUGCAGAACUCCCUGUGUGAGUCCGAGGCCCGCUUCGGCACCGAGCUGGCCCAGAUGCAGAGCCUGAUCAGCACCGUGGAGGCCCAGCUGGCCGAGGUCAGGGCCGACCUGGAGCGGCAGAACCAGGAGUACCAGGUGCUGCUGGACGUCCGGGCCCGGCUGGAGUGUGAGAUCAACACGUACCAGAACCUUCUGGAGAGCGAGGACUGCAAGCUUCCCUGCAACCCAUGCACAACCCCGGCCUCCAGCACCCCCUGCCCAGCCCCUGCAGCCUGUACGCCCUGCCCUCCCUGCCCUUCCCGGCCUCUUCGGGCCUCCUGUGGGCCCUGCUCAUCGCCUCAGUGCUGA